This is a messenger RNA of Caenorhabditis angaria, 3144 nucleotides long. NCBI's taxonomy places the organism in Eukaryota, Metazoa, Nematoda, Chromadorea, Rhabditida, Rhabditidae. The record is from the annotation of a GenBank genome assembly.
AUGUUGCCAGCGACACUUUCACAACGAGAAAUUGAGCCGACCUCUUCGUUUCCAAGUGUUUCUGCGUAUUUCGAUGAGGAUUAUUUAGUAAAAUCGCUUCGAAGAACAAGUGUUCUCGACGGGCACAGCGGACCUGUAAAUGCGUUGAGAUGGAAUAAAAAAGGAACUCUUCUAGCAUCUGGAUCGGAUGAUAAAAAGAUCAAAAUUUGGCAAAAUGGAACUAACAAUUUAUUGCAUUCACUAGAGGAUGAUAACUUGGCAAAUAUAUUUUCUGUGGAAUUUUUGCCGGGCUCAAAUGACAAUGUUAUUUUGAGCGGUGGCGAUGAUAAACUAUUACACAUCAGUCAUAUUGAAAGUGAGUUAUUCUUCUCCCGAUAAGGAGAAUUUAAGUUAGAUUAUUUUUAUUUUCAGACAAUGUUUCGAACACAAUAAGUGUUGAUGCGGUUGUGCGAAGAAUAUGCACUUUGGAAAGUGAGCCGAAUAGUUGUUGGCUGGCAACAGAAGACGGACAUUUGCGACAAAUUGAUACGAGAAUAAAUGAAGUCAAUAUAUUGAUGUCUUUCCCGGAAAGUUCGGCGAUUAUUAAAACUAUGGCGGUUUGCGCCGAAAGACCGUUUAUUGUGAGUUUUUUGAGAGGUUUUUGCGAAAAAAUCUAGUAUUUUUCUGAAUUUCAGAUGGCCCUUGGAUUGGAUGAAGCUGAAGUGCCGCUUUAUGAUCGUAGAAUACCUUCGCGACCAUUCCUUAAACUCAAACCGGGUGAUAGUCAUACAUAUGAACAUAGAACAAAUCAUGUAGAAUUCAGUAAAAAUGGCCAGGAAUUAAUUGUGAAUCAAUUGGGCGGAUCAAUUGUAAUAUUCGAUACACAAAGAGGAAAGAAUCCUCAAACCCUUGAUGAUGCCUAUAAAUUACUCGAAGAUCCCGGCGAAUUCGAGAUGAUUCUUCGCGACAAUUUGCCAUUUGAAGAACUUCGAAGUCCACGAACACACAUUUUAGUGGAGAAGAAUUAUUUGAAAGGAUAUGAUUAUUAUGGCGAAUUGAUGGCGACGACGAAAACGACGGAUUUGAGAUUUUUGAGUGUUUUGCAUUCGAAUCGAGCGACUUGUUUGAAUGAGAGAUUAUAUCCUGGUGACUGGUGGCAUUCGAUAAAGGAAUGUGUGAAAGCGUUGAAACUGCAUCAGGGAAAUUCGAAGGCGAUUUGGCGGAUGGGACAAGCGGCAGUGAGGAUGGAGAAUUAUGAUUUGGCGCAGAAAUGUUGCGAGGUUUUUAAAAAACGAUUCCCCAAUGAUCAAUCAAUAUCGAAAAUUGAAAAGCAGGUUUGGUUUCAGAUUUUUUUUUUAAUUUUUUGAUUUGCCACGUGGAUUUGAUCGCGCCAAAAUUUAUGAAUUCAAAAUUUUCACGUUGAUUUUUUAGCGCCAAAAUGUCGAAAUUCAAAUUUUUUUAAUUUUUGAUUUGCCACAUGGAAUACACUUGAAAAAAAUUGCCACGUGGAUCACAAUUUCAGUAUUCCACACGUUUUUGUGCUCCAGGACAAAAAUUUAUCAUUUACUACGAAUUCUGGCUCAAAUGUUGCCUUUUUUGGUCCAGGGCUCAAAAUUUAAAAUAUCUGUUUCAAAAAGUCGAUAAUUUUCGCUCCAGGACCCAAAUUUUAUGAUUUUUCUCAAACUUUACCUCGAAAAAAUCCCAAUUUUUACGAUUUGCCCCUCAAAAUCACCCUCACGUACGUGGUUUUGUUUUUUUUACAAUUUCGAGACCUGCACCAAAAAUGGUAAAGUUUGAUCCAGAAUUUGUAAUAAAUGAUAAAUAUUGGGUCCCGGAGCUGAAAUUAGCAAUUUCUGAGCUACAAUUCGAGAAAAAUGAUACAUUUUUGGUGCCGUAGUGAUCAAAACGUGUUUUUAUUUUGUGAAGUAAACCUUUUCUGAAUUUCAUACUUUAACAUUGAAGAUUUUGAGAGGUGCUCCUAAUUUUCGUUAUCAGGCUUUGUUCAAAAAAUGUUCCCAAAUAUUUUUCGAAGCCUCAAAACAGCUCUUCUAUUUUUCUCUCAAUUUUUUCCUUUUUCUCUAUCGAAAAUCCAUAAUUUCCAGCUCGAACAACGUUCCGAAUUCCCAUCCCGUGCAGCUCGAAUUCGCUAUGAUAUCAUGGAUUAUAAGGAGAGAUAUUUGGGAAGAUAUAACAACAACACAAAUAUCAGACAGGCCAACUUUUUCGGAUCCAAUGAUCAAUAUAUUGGUGAGUUAUAUCUUUUUGUAGCUAUUGUAGAAUUUCAAAAACUUUUCUUUUUGUAAGUUGGUGGAUCUGAUUGUGGUUCGAUGAUUGUUUGGUCGCGAGCAACUGGAGGAAUUUUGGGAAUGUGGAAAAGCACGUUGAAAAAUGCGAAUAUUUGUGAACCACAUCCGGAAUUGUUGAAAAUUGCCGCGUCUGGAGAGGCUCCACAUAUUCGAAUGUUUGAGUGUUGUUUUGACGAGAAGCCGAAACGCGAUGAAGAGGAGGUUUGUGGAAAUUUAAAAGUUAUGACGUGGCAGAAGGGAGGAUUUUCCUAGAGAUUUUUUGAAUUCAAAAAUCAAAAUUGUCCGAAUUUUUGAAACAAAGUUGUUUUUAAUUUCAAAAAAAUUUUUUCAAAAAUUUCAUGAAUUUUCAAAAUAUUCUGAGAAUAUUUGAUGGAUUCGUGUUGAUUGUUUUACAAUUAAAAUUUUUUGGAGACAAAUUAACACUUAAACAAAAAUUAAAGCAUGUGUCUUUAAGGGGGAUGUCUUUCUACGGAAAAAAAUUACUGUUUCAAAAAUUUAAUAUUUUCAAAAUGAAAAAUUUUCAACAAUAUUUCAUAUUCUAACAGAGGGGGAAUGUUAAUUUUUCGAAUUUUUAUCUGAAAAAAAAUCUAAUUCUUGAUCAUCGGAACCUUUGCCACGUCAUAACUCGGUUUCACCACUCAGCGCGUUCAAAUUCUACAUUUUCCAGGAUGAUGAUGGUCCAUACGAGGACCCUUAUAAAUACUUGAAAGAAUAUUCAUCGCAACGAACCAUCAAUCUUGUCACCGCUUAUAAUAAUGCAGUAGAACGGCGUCAAGGCAGAGUUCGUCGACAUUUUAGUCUUGAUGUUCAUGCUGGUUUUGACAGAGACUUCGAGAGAGAUUUCAAUCCGCGUAUUUAA